AUGGAACUAUUAUUAUUAUUAUUAUUAUUAUUAUUAUUAUUAUUAUUAUUAUUAUUAUUAUUAUUAUUAUUAUUAUUAUUAUUAUUAUUAUUAUUAUUAUUAUUACUAUUAUUAUUACUACUUUUAUUGUUAUUAUUCCUAUUGUUAUUAUUACUAUUAAUAUUAUUAUUGUUAUUAUCAUUACUAUUAUUAUUAUCAUUAUUAUUAGUAUUAUUAUUAUUGUUAUUAUUAUUAUUAUCUUCUUCUUUUUCUUUUGCACCUGAAUAUGUUGCACUUCAGUAG
Molecule: messenger RNA, 282 nt
Organism: Necator americanus (New World hookworm)
Lineage: Eukaryota; Metazoa; Nematoda; Chromadorea; Rhabditida; Ancylostomatidae
Exons: 1
Coding region: 1-282 (93 amino acids)
Source: RefSeq, a predicted model, not a curated record